AUGGCUAUCACCACAAAAAGUGGUAAAGUGUUACCUGGACCUUCUGUGGGCAAACCUAUUGUAGAUGAUGUGGUGGAUUUGGAGGUGGAAUCAGAAGAAGAACAUCCAGUUGAGUCUGAGAAGCUGGAGAAUAAUGAGGUUCCAUCUAAUCAAAAAGCACUACAGAGAUAUGAAGAAUUCAAUCUCGUGUUGAACUGGGAGAAAUGCCACUUCAUGGUGAAAGAAGGCAUAGCGCUUGAACAUUGGAUUUCAGCAAAGGGGGUUGAGGUUGAUCGGGCUAAGGUGAAAGUUAUAGAGAAACUACCCCCUCCUAUCUCAGAGAAGGGAUUACGUAGUUUUCUGGGUUAUGCUGGAUUCUAUCGCAGGUUCAUUAAAGACUUUUCCAAGAUUGAAAAUCCACUUUGCAAGCUAUUGGAGAAGGAGGCUAAGUUUGUGUUCGAUGAUGACUUUAUGAAGGCAUUUCAAUGCCUUAAGGAAAAGCUGGUCGCUGUCCUAAUUAUUUUGCUCCAGAUUGGUCUAGACCAUUCAAAAUAA
Messenger RNA from Capsicum annuum, 534 nucleotides. RefSeq lists its product as uncharacterized. The record is from RefSeq and is a predicted model, not a curated record. Lineage: Eukaryota; Viridiplantae; Streptophyta; Magnoliopsida; Solanales; Solanaceae. The coding region runs from base 1 to 534 and encodes 177 amino acids. The transcript has 2 exons.